Molecule: messenger RNA, 1578 nt
Organism: Talaromyces amestolkiae
Lineage: Eukaryota; Fungi; Ascomycota; Eurotiomycetes; Eurotiales; Trichocomaceae
Exons: 6
Coding region: 1-1578 (525 amino acids)
Biological process (GO): transmembrane transport
Molecular function (GO): transmembrane transporter activity
Source: RefSeq, a predicted model, not a curated record
AUGGCAACCAUCAGAGAUAGAACUACAGCCUUCCAAAAUGGGACAGUCGAUGAGACAACCCCUCUCAUUGCUUCUGAGAGUGCCUUAGAAGCAGGUCAAAAUGGAAAUGGGGAGGCUGAUGGACAGGAUCCCGACUCCAAGGAUUCCGAGAAGUUGCCUGUCGUUCAGAUUAUGUUACUCUGCUUUGCUCGCAUUGCUGAGCCAAUCGCCUUUUUCUCCAUUUUCGCAUUUAUCGGUGAGAUGAUUGAAGAUGCAGCUGGGGUUACUGAGUCUGAAGUUGGUUUUUAUAGUGGUCUCAUCGAGUCGAUAUUCUCUUUUGUUCAAAUGCUCCUCAUGAUUCCUUGGGGUCGAGCUGCCGACAAAUUUGGAAGAAAACCAGUCCUUGUGAUUUCCAUGGCUGGGAUGUCCGCUGCAAGUGCAUUAUUUGGAACCAGUCACACCAUUUGGGAGAUGAUCAUGUAUCGAUCUAUUGCGGGAAUGUUCUCGGGCACUAUUGUUGCUGUGCGUGCAUCAAUUUCAGAGAACAGUACACCGAAAACACAAGCCCGAGCAUUCAGCUACUUUGCAUUUUCGAACAAUCUAGGCAUCGUUCUAGCUUCUUUUAUGGGCGGUGUUCUUUCUCGACCUGCGGAUAAAUAUCCUUCUGUGUUUGGCGGAGUCCAAUUUUUCAAGGACAAUCCUUAUGCCCUUGCCACAUUCACGACCGGGGCUAUCGGCGGAAUUGCGUGUAUAGUAUCUGCGCUGUUUAUCAAAGAGACACUAAGAAAGACACCUCAAGGAGACGCGAACGGAUCGGCACCUAAGACAAUGACUACAACUGAUAUUAUGAAGGCACCUGGUGUGUCACAAGUCUUGUUUGUGUAUGCAUUUACUAUGCUUCUCGCCUUGGCAUACACAGCCAGUAAGUUUGCCCUUUCCAGAAACUUCCAACCUCCCACAAACAUUUCCCUCGUAUAUGGCCACGGAACUCUACUGAUUCAGUCUCUGCUACAAGUCGUGCCGAUUUUCUAUUACACCAGUGUCGACCUGGGAGGCUACGGCCUCAGUGAUUCACAGAUCGCAAUGUUCCUCGGAAUCGCUGGACUUUCUCAGGCGGUAUGGCUCCUUUUCGUUUUCCCACGGCUGCACUGGCGCAUUGGAACCGGCGGCGUUCUACGGCUUUGUGCCUCAGCGUGGCCAGUGUGGUUCGUCGCAACGCCAGCCGCCAAUUAUCUGCUGCGACUUGGUUUGGAAACGACAUUCUGGACUAUUGCGCCAUUUCUGCUGGUGGUAGGAAGUGGUGUCGCCAUGGCUUUCACUGCUUGCCAACUUGCCAUAAAUGACAUUUCACCUUCUCCGGAGACUCUAGGUACCGUGAACGCAAUCAGUUUGACACUUAACAGUGGCCUCCGAGCGGUUGCGCCUGCACUUUUUUCCAUUCUAUUUGCUACCGGUGUCAAGGAACAAAUCUUCAAGGGUUACUUGGCAUGGUUAAUACUGGUUAUCUUGGCUAUCGGUUAUAGAGGAAUUUUACUUUGGUUGCCUGCCAGAGCAGAGGGUAAGAUAAAUAGCGUCGAGGUGGAUGACACGGAUGAAUAA